AUGGUCCAACCACGCAUGCUCGAGAAGGCCGAUGAGACCUCAGCCAACGACGAGAACGAGGUCCGUCGCGAAGAUCAAGAAAAAAUAAACCGAUUCAGUCGGCUGCAUCAACGUGAGACUGUCCUUGAAGAGCAGUUGAAGGGAAAGCAAAAAGACAAGGAAGACCUCGAGGAGGUGUCUUUAGAGCUGGAGCUGGCCGACGAAGACGAUCUUGUGCCGUAUAAAAUUGGAGACAGCUUUUUCCAGCUUCCUCUCUCAGACGCGCAGGGAAUGCUCUCUACGUCAACGGAGAAGGUUGAUGGCGAGAUUUCCAAGCUUGAAGAGACCAUUGGCGAUCUGCGUGAAGAGAUGCAGCAGCUGAAGGUGGCGCUAUAUGCUCGCUUUGGUCGGAGUAUUAAUCUGGAGACUUAA
Molecule: messenger RNA, 411 nt
Organism: Penicillium salamii
Lineage: Eukaryota; Fungi; Ascomycota; Eurotiomycetes; Eurotiales; Aspergillaceae
Source: the annotation of a GenBank genome assembly